AUGCUACUGCUAGGAGUGAUCAUACUGGAACUUGUUUUGGCUUCGACCUUCAUACCGCGCGUUCAUGCGCUGUCCGUGUACGCCGCCUGCCAGACGACACUGGGAAAAGCAGUUGAUCCAGUUCUAGGAUGUCCUAAAGGGACAAUCUUCGUGUCACAGAAAGAUCCUCGAGCGAAGUUCAGUAGCGUGCAGGCUGCCGUACUAUCACUGCCGUUGGACGAUUCGCCUCAAUGGAUCCUCGUCGAUGCUGGAAUAUACAAAGAGGCUACCCUCUGCUCCCCGCCGAUCGUUGCUGACUAUUGGGUAGACGAGCACAAUCUUGUGACUAUCUAUAACACGACAUUCAUCAAUCAGACCACGCAGAAUGCAUCCAUAUUGGACAACGCGGACUCGCAGGUUCUUACUGUUGCGCCCAACAAAUACUCCGUUUGGACAGGGCAAGGUUAUUAUGGAGCAACACCGCAACCAAUUCCUGAUGAAUGGGGUUGCAAGGACUUCCGCUCGUACAAUAUCAAUUGGGAAAAUCGCGCGGGCAACGCGUCCAUUGGUCCCGCGCUGGCGGUCGGGGUCGGUUUUGCGAACGCCUCCUUCUACGGCAGCUCGUUCAAGUCGUGGCAGGAUACCGUCUUCGUCGGAAAGAACGCGAGCGUGAUCUUCAAAAAGAGCCUGGUUCUGGGUCAAACUGAUUAUGUGUAUGGUUUUGGCACUGCCUACUUUCUGGAGUCCGUUUUGGGUUCAAGAGGAGCAGGGUGCCUGACGGCUUUCAAGGGUACUCCCAACUACACAAACACAUAUGGCGUCUACUUUGAAAACUCCCGUGUGGUGCAUUCCCCGGAGCUCUCUGCCGCCCAAGCUGCGAAUUUUACCGGAACUCAAUGUCUGGGACGCCCGUGGAACAACGCAACGACCGCGGUGUACAUGAACACCUAUAUGGACUCGUCGGUCCUUCCGGCCGGCUUCACCAUCUGGUCUCCGACUGAUCCAAGGAAUGGCACCUUGCUGUUUUACGGCGAACACGGAUCUUACGGUCCCGGAUGGAAUCGCAGUGCUCGAGCCACUUUCGACCAUAUCCUCACCGCACCACAGGCCCAAAGGUUCUCGUUACAGAACGUAUUUGGGAAGAACCCUGCCUGGCUUGAUGACCUGUACUAAAGUACGCCGUGGCUGUAUAUCAAUACAUCCAGGAUGAAUGGAGCGACGCUAGCAAUCCUGCUGCGGUCCUUUUC
Molecule: messenger RNA, 1226 nt
Organism: Punctularia strigosozonata HHB-11173 SS5
Lineage: Eukaryota; Fungi; Basidiomycota; Agaricomycetes; Corticiales; Punctulariaceae
Product: pectin lyase-like protein
Exons: 12
Coding region: 1-1152 (383 amino acids)
Biological process (GO): cell wall modification
Molecular function (GO): pectinesterase activity
Source: RefSeq, a predicted model, not a curated record